AUGCACGCUUUCCGCGCAAUCCUUUUCGGCAUCUCUGUUAUAUUGAGCUCUGCGCUCCUCGUAGCCGCCUGUUCCGAUACCAACGUCGGUGGUGCAUCCGCACAAACCCGCCUCGACGCGAUGUGCAAAGUCAUGGAAGUCGCGUGCAGCGACGUCGGACACACCAAACCUGCCGUCUCAUCAAACGCGCCGAAGACGCAGGACCCACUGGCAGCUGCGUUCGCUGCCCAUGUCAAGAAGCACAGUGCAAAGGCACCUGGAUCUGCUGCGCAGCAGCAGAAGGCGGCGCCAAUUAAUCUAUCGGCGUGCCCUGAAGGGUAUGGUUCGUGUCUGGGUGAAUGCUCCCAGUAUGAUCCUAGCAACUGGGAAGAUGGUGGCAGUGGUGCAUAUGCUGGAUGUGUUCUAGCCUGCUUCUUUAACUGCGUCCUGUGA
Molecule: messenger RNA, 432 nt
Organism: Psilocybe cubensis
Lineage: Eukaryota; Fungi; Basidiomycota; Agaricomycetes; Agaricales; Agrocybaceae
Exons: 2
Coding region: 1-432 (143 amino acids)
Source: RefSeq, a predicted model, not a curated record